AUGUCUGCUCAAUUGACUGAACCAUUGCCAUUUACAGCCUCUAGUGACAUCCGAUCAAUCCACCGAACACUGCAUCUGCUCUACCACCACAACAAGAAUCAGCAUCGCUGCACGAAAUGGUGGAAAUGGCUGAAUAUGCUGAGGCGAUGGACGUUGAAUCUUGCGUGUGAAAUCGAAAAAAUUGAGAAGUUCGAGGAUGUCCUGGGCGCAGAUGGCAGUGACGAGCACCCUUUUGCUCCAGUGUGGAAGAUAAUGAGGUAUCUUCACGAUGAGCUCAUUCCACGGUGUUAUAGGGCGUUUUCUACUGUGGUUGCAGACGUACAGUUUUGUUCCUUAGGGAUUGCUCUGCUAGCUACGCUUGCUGAGGUAUUCAACGUCGUCCAGAUUAAUAAGGGCGAGCUGUCGAAUAUUGCUUCUGAGCUUGGAGACGAGAAGGGUCCGGAGACCAUUCCCAGGUCGGCCAGUAACGUUACUGUGGAUGAAGAUUUUGGUGAGGUGAUCAGACGGUCUGAGGUUGACUCUCAUGUCAGAACGACAGUCGACACGGUUGUGUCUACAGACGGUGAAGCCGUAACGAAGAAAAAGAGGAAGUCAUGCUUUGAUAAGAGCAUGAAACGAAAAGUUGACUAUGAUACCUCCAUGACUGCCAGCUUGGGCGAGGCCGACAGCUCUAAGGAGAAAAAGAAGAAGAAGAAACGGAAAGUCAAUGUGAUAGACGAUAUAUUUGCUGGCUUGUAA
This is a messenger RNA of Trichophyton rubrum CBS 118892, 738 nucleotides long. RefSeq lists its product as uncharacterized. Lineage: Eukaryota; Fungi; Ascomycota; Eurotiomycetes; Onygenales; Arthrodermataceae. The record is from RefSeq and is a predicted model, not a curated record. Gene Ontology annotation, cellular component: ribonuclease MRP complex. Gene Ontology annotation, molecular function: rRNA primary transcript binding. Gene Ontology annotation, biological process: nuclear-transcribed mRNA catabolic process, RNase MRP-dependent; maturation of 5.8S rRNA from tricistronic rRNA transcript (SSU-rRNA, 5.8S rRNA, LSU-rRNA). The transcript has 2 exons. Bases 1 to 738 code for a protein of 245 amino acids.